Phaedon cochleariae (mustard beetle) is the source of this 1221-nucleotide messenger RNA. NCBI's taxonomy places the organism in Eukaryota, Metazoa, Arthropoda, Insecta, Coleoptera, Chrysomelidae. The record is from the annotation of a GenBank genome assembly.
AUGGUGGCAGUUGAAAAAAUAACAGAAACCCUAAAAACACUUUCCAAACCCGUCACCACACCCGAAGAAAUCUGCCAAGUAGCCACUAUUUCUGCCAAUGGAGAUGUCUCUGUUGGUAACCUAAUUUCAGAUGCUAUGAAGAGAGUCGGAAAGGAAGGGGUUAUCACAGUUAAAGAUGGGAAGACCUUGAAUGACGAACUGGAAAUCAUUGAAGGAAUGAAAUUCGAUCGUGGUUACAUUUCUCCAUAUUUUGUCAACACCACGAAAGGAGCUAAGGUGGAAUAUCAAGAUGCCCUUUUGCUUCUCAGUGAGAAGAAAAUCUCAUCUGUACAGAGCAUCGUACCAGCGUUAGAAUUAGCUAAUGCUCAAAGGAAACCUCUGAUUAUCAUUGCCGAAGAUGUUGAUGGUGAAGCCCUAACUACACUUGUAGUCAAUAGACUUCGCAUUGGUUUACAAGUAGCUGCUGUGAAAGCGCCAGGUUUUGGAGACAACAGAAAAUCCACUCUCCAUGACAUGGCUAUUGCUACUGGAGGUAUCGUAUUUGGUGAUGAUGCCAAUAUUGUUAAGCUUGAAGAUAUCAAGCUAUCGGACUUGGGACAGAUUGGUGAAAUAGCCAUCACAAAAGAUGAUACUCUUCUACUGAAAGGAAAAGGCAAAAAAGAAGACAUUGACAGGCGUGCAGAACAGAUCCGGGACCAAAUCGACACCACAACAUCCGAAUACGAGAAAGAAAAACUCCAAGAAAGGUUGGCGAGAUUAGCCUCGGGUGUAGCCGUGCUCAAAGUAGGUGGUAGCAGCGAGGUGGAGGUGAACGAGAAGAAGGACAGAGUGACUGAUGCUCUGAACGCCACCAGGGCUGCAGUAGAAGAAGGUAUCGUACCCGGAGGAGGUAUUGAAAUCGUGAAGAGGGCAUUGAGAGUACCUUGCAUGACCAUUGCUAAAAAUGCUGGAGUAGAUGGAGCUUCUGUUGUUGCCAAAGUGGAACAACAUGAAGGAGACUAUGGAUAUGAUGCCCUCAAUAAUGAAUAUGUCAACAUGUUCGAGAGAGGCAUUAUUGACCCUACCAAAGUUGUCAGAACUGCCAUUGUCGAUGCCUCUGGAGUAGCAUCCCUCCUGACCACCGCAGAAGUAGUCAUCACCGAAAUCCCGAAAGAGGAGCCGCCAGUCCCAACAGGCAUGGGCGGAAUGGGGGGAAUGGGAGGAAUGGGUGGAAUGAUGUAA